Molecule: messenger RNA, 1584 nt
Organism: Apis cerana (Asiatic honeybee)
Lineage: Eukaryota; Metazoa; Arthropoda; Insecta; Hymenoptera; Apidae
Gene: twr
Product: signal peptidase complex catalytic subunit SEC11 homolog C twr
Cellular component (GO): signal peptidase complex; membrane
Molecular function (GO): serine-type endopeptidase activity
Source: RefSeq, a predicted model, not a curated record
UUGUUCAUUGUUUAUGUGACGUGGUGAUACGUUGACUGGUUGUUGCCGGUUGUGUUCAAGUGGAGUAGAAUUGAAAUUGUUUUGUUUACUUGGUUAUUGUAAUUUUUAUAAAAACAGUUGUAACCAUGUUGCAAUCUAUAUUCGAUGAUGUGCGGCGAAUGAAUAAACGGCAGUUCCUGUAUCAAAUGUUAAGUUUUGGUAUGAUCGUUUCAUCCGCCUUGAUGAUUUGGAAAGGCUUAAUGGUUGUAACAGGUGCUGAAAGUCCAAUCGUUGUGGUUCUCAGUGGUAGUAUGGAACCAGCAUUUCAUAGGGGGGAUUUAUUAUUUUUAACCAAUUAUCAAGAUGAGCCAGUCAGAGUAGGAGAGAUCCUUGUUUUUAAAGUUGAGGGUAGAUAUAUUCCAAUUGUACACAGAGUAAUUAAGAUACACGAAAAGGGUGACCAAAAUAAUACUGUUAAAUUUUUAACAAAGGGUGAUAAUAAUUCUGUUGAUGAUAGAGGUUUAUAUGUAACUGGUCAAUUAUGGUUGACACAUAAAGAUGUUGUUGGUAGAGCAAGAGGUUUUUUACCAUAUGUAGGAAUGAUUACAAUAUAUAUGAAUGAAUAUCCCAAAUUCAAAUAUGCAAUAUUAAUAUGUUUGGGAUUAUAUGUUAUGGUACACAGAGAAUAAAGAUAUUUCAUAUAGGAAAUUAUAUGAAAUAGACUAUCUGAACAUCUACAAAAAAAAGUGCAUUGUAAAAUUAAAUCUUAAUUGAUAAUUCAAAUAUACAUAUGGAGCUAUGUACAAUGUGAUUUUAUGUCUUGUUGAUUUCAUACCAAUUGAAGAAUCUUUUGUAUGCAAGAGGUUAAUAUAAUAGUUUUGCAGAAUUAUAUGUAUAUUUACAAUAGUAAUAAAAAAAAAUUAAAAUAUAUGUGUAAAGCAGCAGUACUUUUGUACUAUAUUAAAAAAUAUUCUGCCAUUAUUGGCAAAAUUUAAUGUACAAAUGUUUUUAUUUUCAAGUAAUACUCUUCUUUCAAGUAAUAUAUAUUUUUUUUAAAUUUAUUAACAUAUUUAUUUAAUUGUAAAAAUUUUCAUUGGUAAUGCAAUAUAUUAUACAUAUAAAUUCAACAUUCAUAAUUUUACAUUCAUAAUUGCAUUUAUACAGUACUUUCUAAUUAUAAAAUAAGAGUUGUUAUAAUGCAUAUGUAACAUGUAGAAAAUAUAAUUGAUUUUUAUUUAUUUUCAAUACCAAAAGAUUAUAAAAUCAAUAAGUAUUCUGUAUAAAAAAUAAAGAAAAAAGGAUAAAAAAUUUGGGAAGAUAAACAUUAAAAUGUAAUUUAGUAAAUUUUUCAUUUUUACAAUAUGUAAAAUUAAGCAUAUCUUCCCUAGUUUCUCUAGAAUUGCAAUAUUUGUAUAUAAAAUCUUUCUUUUAUGGAUACUGAAUAUUUUAAAAAAUAUUGAAAAUUUUUUAAAUCAUUAAAGUAUAACCAAUAUUUGUUUGUAGACAAAUCUUCUAAAAACCUUUGUAUAUUAAUUAUAUUUAUUCGAUGUAAUUUUUGUCUCUAAUUGUCACAAAUUAUGAAAUAAAUUUAUAGUAUACAAAUUA